Messenger RNA from Nilaparvata lugens (brown planthopper), 732 nucleotides. RefSeq lists its product as uncharacterized. The record is from RefSeq and is a predicted model, not a curated record. Bases 129 to 521 code for a protein of 130 amino acids. NCBI's taxonomy places the organism in Eukaryota, Metazoa, Arthropoda, Insecta, Hemiptera, Delphacidae. The transcript is spliced from 4 exons.
AUCUGUCUCCAAGCAAUGUACAAACAUAAAAUUUGAUUUAUUUUCACCAAUCAUUCGUCACAUAAACAUCAAAAUUCCAGUUUUCUAAUUUCGGACACAAACUAAAUUUUUCAAAUAACACCUUCAAAAUGUCUGACGACGAAGAUGAUACUGCACCAGUCAAAUUUGAAUUCUCACCGGAGAGCAAAUUGGAUGAAGAUCAUCUUUUCUAUUUACAAUUCACAAACAACUUUAUAAGUAACGUCACACGGCCCAGGGAUUUUGAUCACUGCACGAGAUGGCUAGAACGGCUGGCAGGCGAGCCGAUGUACGGCAUCGAGGCGAAACGGAACCGCAACAUGUAUCUGGCAAUGCUGCUGAUCGCCAUGCAGGACAACCGGGUGGUGGGCCCCUUUGCCUCGUUCCCCCCCGCCGGCCCCCUGCCCAAGGCCAACGAGGCCUUUUGGUCUAACGGAGAAGCACGACGACAACGAGGCAGCUCUCAUGCUCCACGAGAAAGACAGAGAACUCAACAUGGAUGACUACCGGUUUGUUUCUGAAGACGGUCGUACUUACACGGCCUCUUGCACCCUGCCUGAGGGGCGGGGAGUCAUGGGAUAUGUGGGUAUCUCCACUGGAGGCGGGGAGGGGCUAUGGAUCAACAAGGAAGGAGAGAAUGUAUGCCUUCAAGAUUUUUGUCCGGAGCGUAUUGAAACGGUGACAACAAAUACGUCACUCAAGAAGCAAGCUGAA